Molecule: messenger RNA, 1566 nt
Organism: Ectocarpus siliculosus
Lineage: Eukaryota; Phaeophyceae; Ectocarpales; Ectocarpaceae
Source: the annotation of a GenBank genome assembly
AUGAAGGCAACUUCUAUCGCUGCUGCUCUUGUGGCCGUGGCCGCCGCGCCGGCGGCCGCCUUCGUGCCAUCGGUGGGACUCAAGCAAGUUGCUGGGCGGCAGCAUGAGCUCUCCCGACGGUCUCCGUCGUCCGGGCUGUCGAUGGUGGAAAAGAGGGCGGUGGAAGAGUUCGACUCGAGCCAGAUACAGGAGGACGUCAAGUCGCUCGUGGAGGGAAUCAAGACCAACACGCCGGCGGGUGUGUCGGGGGAGAGGGGAGAGGCGUGGGCGGCGGCGCAGGUGACCAUCCUCCUUUUCGUUCUCCUGGGCAACCUUCCCCUCCUCGGCGGUUCGUUGGAGAUACUCGCGGGACCCGGGUUGCUUCUCGGCGGUGCCGGGCUGACUACUGUUAGCGCUCUGCAGCUUGGCAGGAACUUCUCGCCGUGGCCGGAGCCGGCGGAGGGAGGCGUCCUCAACACGACGGGCGUGUACUCGCUCUGCCGCCACCCCAUGUACGCGGGUCUGGUGGCGUUCUCUCUCGGGCUGGGGUUCUCGACGGACUCGUUCACCCGCAUCGCUCUCGCCUGCCUCCUGGGCUACGUGCUGGACCGCAAGGCAGACAUGGAGGAGGAGAAGCUGGUAGCCGUCCACCCAGCGUACAAGACCUACAAGGAGGAGGUGUCCAAGUUCGUACCCACUCUCUACUAAAAAAAGGGGAGAAAUAUGAAUGGCAUCUAGGACUCGUUGAUAUUUACAAGAUUUCCUUAGUCUCCGUGUGAUUUUAGUCCAUAUUGUACCUUCGCCGAGCCUUUUUUUUUGGAAAGAGCACAAUCCGGUUCUGCAAGAACAUACGUGUGCUGUAGGCCGGUAUGCACGUGAAAAGGUCUAUGUUGUCGUUGUGGCAUUGCUUGCUUUGGUCUUUGCUGGAAAGCAUCACCCUCGUACAAUUGCGCCCCAUGGCUAUCUAAACUUUGUUCAUGAGCGGGCUAAGUUGCAGUUCGGGAUGAGGUUUUCUGGCGGAAGUGCAAGGCAGAUGGGCAGGGGGGGGGGGGUAUAGACCGCGGCCAGUUGGACUGGCCUUUGUUUGUCGUGAGGAUGAUGCUAGACUUUAGACUACAGCCUGGACCUAGACUUUGCUCACGGUGAGCAAGACAAGUACGAAUUAGCUGACCUAGUUCAUGGCCGUUCGCUUGCCGUGGUGCUUUCGUCUCUCUCACGCAGAGCGGUGGGGGGAAAGAUAGAGACUAGGAAGUAGACGUGGGGGGUUCAUUUUUCACCCAAGCGACCGCAGCAGCAGCAUGUAAGACAGCUGGCGAGCGUGUUCUGGAGCGCGUGUGACGAAAAGGGGUUUCUCUCCCACAAGCGAUCGGACAGCAGGCGGUCGCAACGAGCUCCUGUUUUUUUGUUUUUUUUUCGUCUUUUUGACAUCCUUUGUAGCCCAGUCCGAAGCGAACGCAGGGUCCUGUUGUGAGUCCCCAGUGAACGCAGGGAAAAAGGGGAAAAACAAGGGACAAUUUCUUGGAGAGAGAACCGACCACUCUGCCCAAAUGGCAGGUGCACGAAUGAUGACGCACGACGAGCACGCCC